UGCGGCCGAUCUAGCGCGCCUCGCCCUCACGGCGCGGUUCUUCGUGCCGAUAGCCAUGGAUGAGCGACUGUGGAAAGCGCUGUCGCUCAAGCGGCUCGAGAUCGGCAUCGGCAGCGAGGCGUCGAAAUUUCGGCCGCAUUUCAGCUGGAGAGAGCUCUAUCGAUCGUCAUUUGUCACUGGAAGCCAUAGCUACAGCAUCCAUGAACGCGAGAAACAUCGAGAUUGGAUGCGAAUAGGUGCUUUUACGCUCGUUUCCGGCAAGGCGCUCGCUGCUGGCAGGCUCUGGCAACGAAUCUCAAAGUCAAAGAGGAUAAAACUCGAUGAGAGCUCGGCAUUGUGCCUUGUGCCAAACGUGCUCCCUGGCAUCUGGAUCGCAGGGACAAUGCAGACACUGGACUUUCGCAACUGGGAGUUGUUCCUGCACGAAGAGUACCAGAACAGAACAUGGUCCUUUAAAGAAAUCGGAGUCAGGAACAUCCGUGAAAACUGUGACGUCGCAGCUGGAGCAGUGUUCGAUUACAAGCGCUUGAUCGACAAAGACACUGCCAAUUCAGGCAUUCUCAAUUUCAAAUCAUGGACCGCGGAGAACGGGAACUAUCAACCGACCAGCCGCGUCUCUCCCUUCGGUGCGGCUGGAUGUACCAAUCUUCUAAAGAAUGGCGGUUUGCAAGUCAAGUUCUAUGCCAUGCAUGCUGGGGUCGGCGGGCCAGUGGUGGCCAUUCGCGUUUCCCAGCAACUAUUUUGACUGAUCGAAUAAUGUGAAAGAAGGCCAAGUAACCUCUCCUACCUUUCAACAAAGGUGACAUCUUCUUC
Messenger RNA from Selaginella moellendorffii, 813 nucleotides. Its product is annotated as probable F-box protein At3g61730. Gene Ontology annotation, cellular component: nucleus. The record is from RefSeq and is a predicted model, not a curated record. The transcript is spliced from 6 exons. Lineage: Eukaryota; Viridiplantae; Streptophyta; Lycopodiopsida; Selaginellales; Selaginellaceae. The coding region runs from base 56 to 745 and encodes 229 amino acids. Gene Ontology annotation, biological process: reproductive system development.